Messenger RNA from Babesia ovata, 5037 nucleotides. RefSeq names its product chromodomain-helicase-DNA-binding 1. The transcript has 2 exons. Lineage: Eukaryota; Apicomplexa; Aconoidasida; Piroplasmida; Babesiidae. Gene Ontology annotation, biological process: nucleosome organization; regulation of transcription by RNA polymerase II. Gene Ontology annotation, cellular component: chromatin; nucleus. The coding region runs from base 1 to 5037 and encodes 1678 amino acids. Gene Ontology annotation, molecular function: histone binding; DNA binding; chromatin binding. The record is from RefSeq and is a predicted model, not a curated record.
AUGGAAAACACACAGAAGACGCUUGCGGCCGAUGGCCCUGCGCAGGCUCACGAACCCGUGGUGAAAACCGAAAUCAAGCAAGAGUCUUCACCAGGAUUCAAAGCGCCAGAUGUUGCGGACCCCAAGCAGGCGUAUUACCAGCAGCAAAUGAUGUACUCUCGGAUGAUGGGACAAAUGCAUCAACAAAACAUGAUGUCACAGCAGAUGACAUCGGGAGGACCGCAACACGUCGUCCAGCAGCCGCAACAACAACAGCCUCAGAUGCAGCAGGGACAAGUGCCACAAGGACACGGGGUCGCCUACCCUGGUAUGAUGCGUCCCCAGACAGGGAUGCAACAGCAGCACACUCAGCAGGGCGCUGGAUGGUUCUAUCCUAUGGCUAUGUAUAAUCAACAAAUGAUGUCCGGCGGACAAGUUGUGCAUCCUCAGAUGAUGAUGAAUAACCAGGCAGCCGUGAUGUCCAAGUUCAUGCCUCAAUACAAUGCCUACAUGAACAGAGUGCAGCAAAAUGCCGAGAUAAAGACAGAGAGGCCCACUGUUCCGACGGAUGUUGCAAAGGAAGAAGGUGUCGAAAAGGUGCACAAUGGCGUUGCGGAGAAUGCUGCGCCAUCUAUCAAAACGGAAGAUACCAACGGAGACAAGCCGAAGUAUCAUGCUGAGCAGGCUCAGGCUGCGGGUGCUAAUUAUCCCGCUAGAUAUGGUAUGCAAACUCCGUAUGGCUAUGGCAUGAAUAUGCCUGUAAACCCAAUGAUGUACUACCAGCAGCAGAAUAGGCUCGUGGUUGGAAAUGCCAUAGAGGGGAUACCUGCUCUGAGGAUGGCUAACAGUCGCUUCCAAAACGUCACGCAAAUGUUGGACGCUCUAGCACAACAGCCCAAAAAGAAGCAACAACAGCAGCGCAAACCACAGUCCAGAUACGGUUCGGAGGACACUGAUUUCAAAAGUGUAGUAAACGAUUACUUCACAUCCGACGGUAGAAACGACAAUAGUGACGACGAGUUCCUCAUUGGUAGAUCGGUGAAGGAUGUCGACACCACGGCGAUCAGGCGUAGUGGACGAGCCAGAACUAAAAACUCCCUUUACGCAGAAUACACGGAAAGCGACGCAGACACUUGGGAAGAGCCGUCGGUCAAAACAACCCCGUCGGUCCCCAAAAUGCCAAGGAAAAGGCGGGAGGCAGGCAUGCAAGCAAGGCGACCACAACAAAGAUCAACAGCCAACCCGUAUUCCAAAAACAACUAUGUGACCUACGAUGACACUGACGAUGAAGAGUCGGAGGAGUUUGCAAAUGUUGGCGCUGUGGACUCAGGUCCUCUUGCGUUAAGAAACCGUAAGAGGCGCGUGAAUUACGCGGAAAUGGAACACGAACAAUGGAGUGGGGAAGACGGGGAGGAUGGUGAAGAUGAAGACGAUGCCGAGGGAAGGGAGAGGCGGCAAAAUACACAGCAGGAACUCCAAGGAGGUAUCGACCGGGUAAUCGAUCACCGUGUGAACGAAGAAGGCGUCACCGAGUAUCUCAUAAAGUGGCAAGGAUAUGCUCAUAUCCACAACACAUGGGAUGUGUACGAAGCUCUUAAAGAGUAUGGAGGCAUUAAGAGACUUGAUAAUUAUAUUAAAAAACUCAAGCAACGCGAAAGCAGAUCGCUGUACAUGACCCCAGACGAGAUUGAACAUGAAAAUAUUGAUAUGGAACUGCAAAGGAGAAUCGACGAGGACGCACUCAAAGCCGAAAGGAUUGUCACGCAUUAUGUGGAUAAGGAAAACAACGUGACGUAUUAUAUGGUUAAGUGGAGGAGUUGCACCUAUGAUCAAUGCACCUACGAGGAAGAGCAGGUCAUGAUCGAUCAUGAGUUCACCCACUUAAUACAGGAGUACAAAGAACGAGAGGAUCGCAUAUCCGGUGAAGCUGCAAAGAAAAUGCCGUGGAACACCCACUCUCUCAGUCUCACCAAAUUCGAGCCUUACCAGGAAACUCCAGCAUUCCUGGCAAACCACGACACUCGCAAACUUAGAGACUAUCAACUCAUCGGUGUAAAUUGGAUUGUGAACAGGAUGAAACGCGGCCUCAGUGUGCUUCUGGCAGAUGAGAUGGGUCUCGGUAAAACCGUGCAAACAAUCACGCUCAUCGGCCAUUUUCUCUACAGGGAAGGCCUCAUUGGGCCAUACUUAGUGAUCGUCCCUCAGUCAACCAUCGACAACUGGAUGAGAGAAUUCGAAACUUGGCUACCAAAGGCAAACGUCGUUUGCUACUAUGGUAAUGCCAAAGCGCGAGAGAUCAUUCGCACUUAUGAACUAGCGAAAGUACACGUGCCUGGAAAGGGUGAGAGAUACAGGUGCGAUGUCUGUGUAACCACGCCUUCCAUUAUUAACGCACCUCUUGAUCUCGACUUUUUAAGGAGAAUUUCGUGGCAACUCAUGGUUGUUGACGAGGCCCACCAGCUCAAGAAUAGAAACUCCAAGAGGUUUGUGGAAUUAAGACAAUUCAUGGCUGACUAUAAGUUGCUCCUUAGUGGAACCCCACUGCACAACAACCUUGAAGAGCUGUGGACGUUAUUGCACUUCAUUAAUCCCCAGAUCUAUCCUUAUUAUGAGGAAUUCAGGAGGAGGUAUGCUGAUGUAGAGAAUGCUGCAGCCAUAGGCGAAAACAAACAAAAGCAACUGCUAGCUCUGCAACAAGAACUGCACGAAGUUGUCCUAAGGAGAGUCAAGAAGGAUGUUGAAAAGUCGUUGCCAAAUAAGGUGGAGCGCAUCCUGAGGGUGGAACUAUCGCCGUUGCAAGUAGAGUGGUACAGGAACAUACUAACGCGCAAUUAUGACCAAUUGGCCAAAAACAGCGGGGGAUCUAGAUCGUCAUUGCAGAACAUAUGUAUGGAACUCAAAAAGGUCUGCAACCACCCGUUCCUAUGUUAUGAGCCCGAAGAUAGACAAACAUGGUCACAAGGUCUUGUGUACGGUAGUGGAAAAAUAUGUCUGCUUGAAAAACUUCUAAUGCGCCUUAAGGAACGCGGGCACAGGGUGCUCAUUUUUUCGCAGAUGGUGCGUAUGUUAAACAUCAUAUCCGAAUAUCUUACCCUGAGAGGUUUCAAACACCAGCGUCUGGAUGGCACCAUGGGUAGAGAAGUCAGGAAAAAGGCAAUGGACCAUUUCAAUGAUCCAAAUAGCGAUGAUUUCUGUUUCUUGUUGUCUACCAAAGCAGGAGGAUUGGGUAUUAAUUUGACUACUGCUGAUACCGUCAUUAUUUACGACAGUGACUGGAAUCCGCAGAAUGAUUUACAGGCAGAGGCUAGGGCGCACCGCAUCGGUCAAACAAAAACAGUUCAAAUAUAUAGACUAGUAACUAAGGAUUCGAUCGAACAGACCAUUCUGGAACGUGCCAAAACCAAAAUGGUUUUGGAUGCGCUUGUCGUGCAGGGGCUCAACAAAAAGGGCAACGCUGUGGUAUUAGAAGAAGGUGGUUCAAAGUGUGGUUUCUCCCGUGAAGAGCUUGCCAAGAUCCUCAAAUUUGGUGCUUCAAAGUUGUGGAGCAAGGACAAGAGUAAUGCCCUUGAAAAUGUAUCAGAGGGAGAAAAUCUAGAUAUCGAUCUCGACAAGGUGCUUGAGGAAGCGGAAGUCACUAACGACAACGAUGGGCUGGCUUCCGAUCUGCUGAGCACCUACACUAAUAUCACUGAGUUCAGGUAUGAACCGCCUGAAGAGCAAUCUGAGAUUAGCUCUGAAAAUAACAAGGAGUUCUGGGACGCCACAAUACCGCUGGAAGAAAGAGUGAAGCUGAAAAAGAAAAAAGAAGAAGAACUGAUGGUUUUGGGCCCGAGAAGGACGAGGAACAAAGACUUGGGUGGUAUGGAUAACGAUGACUUCUCCGAUGAUGAAGCUGACGUAGACUUCCAACCUAAACGCGAGGCCAAGGCGACUUGGGACAACACGGAUCCUCAAGGCGAGAAGGGUGUCGGCAAACGACGAGGCCCCAAACGGCCACGAAAGGUGGUAUUGACCGUUAAGGACAAGGUCAAAAUCUACAGGUCGUUAAGCAAGUUCGGCGUCCCAGAAAUGAGGCUAAAGGAUAUUCAUGAGGACACGAAACUAACCAAGGUUGACCCUCGCGUUAUACUUAAUGAGUGCCAGAACCUAAUUGACAUCUGCAAAACCAAGAUUAGUGAGAUUGACGAUGCUGAUGCGAUGGAACAAUCUGCGGAUUCUACCGCAGGCACGCGGCGUGCGUCGAAAGCUCUAAAAGCCUUCGAGUUAGGUGAUGCAAAAAUAUCUCCGUUGGAAUUUAUCAAAAAGCUGAAGCUUCUAGAAUGCCUUGAGGAUUGGGGUAGACAACAGGCUGGGCCUGGGUGGGCUACGUCAGACCAAACCCUGGUUUUGCCUCAUGAGGUGGUAGAGCAAUUUGCUGAUGUUAAGGAUCCUUGGACUAUGGCAGAUUGCGUGAAUCUUCUCAAACUGAUCCACAUUCACGGAUAUGGAUACUGGACCAUGUAUUGCAACGACAAGAAUCUAUGCGUAGGGGCUCUGAGUGGUAUGAAACAUGACAAAGCCAAAUUUAAGGCGCAAAAGCUACUAAAGGCAUUGUAUGAACACAGGGGCCAUCUAGUCAAAUCUAAAUUGCCAGAUGUUCCCAUGAAUAUCGCUGUGUCUUCCGCACCGUAUCGGAGAAAUAGCAAACUGGAAGAACUUGUGGUUGACGAUGAUGCCGUAGUCGGUAAAGACGAUGGCAAAGAGAACGACGUCGAGCUCAUGUUAACUACUGGCAAGCCCUUAAUGCGCGAGCACUUCGCUGCAGCUGUUAAAUGGUCUCUGCGGGAUGGAAGGGAACGCCUGAAGCGCCUUAAGUUCUUGAAAGAUCAGGAUCCCCAAGGCGACGAAUUCAUGCAAGAGGUGGAGGAAGCCUUGCCUGAACUCAAAUCGCUGAUUGAAACCGCCGUUGAGCAGUGCAAGGAUACUACUACCGGCCAAAAACUCAGGGCAGCCUGUUUGAGAUUCGUCUCCAAAUUCACCUUGAUACCGCUUGAGGAGCUGGAAAAGGAGGCGCAGUAA